This is a messenger RNA of Papilio polytes (common Mormon), 4564 nucleotides long. It is a transcript of the gene Hs6st, whose product is annotated as heparan-sulfate 6-O-sulfotransferase 2. The coding region runs from base 447 to 1754 and encodes 435 amino acids. The transcript is spliced from 8 exons. Gene Ontology annotation, molecular function: heparan sulfate 6-sulfotransferase activity. The record is from RefSeq and is a predicted model, not a curated record. NCBI's taxonomy places the organism in Eukaryota, Metazoa, Arthropoda, Insecta, Lepidoptera, Papilionidae. Gene Ontology annotation, cellular component: membrane.
AGGCAAUUUUGCUUUUGUUUAGAAGUGUAUUCAUAUAAAAUAACUAAGAAUUUUAUUAACUAAAUAUGAGGUACCAAUAAUGAAUAAACGAUGAAGUGGUACAAAGAGUGUUAAAGUAUACAUCAUUACUACACACUGUAAUAUAUAAAAUGUUUAUACUGUGUUGGGUCCUGUCAUUUUGCCAUACGAGAUGUGCUAUAGUCGCCGUAGUACCACCGGCUCACACUCUAGUUUUGGCCUCGGUUGUGGUAUAACGUUUUAGCUGUGUAAAAUAGAACGAUACCAAACAAUGUUAUCGAGCUCGUAUCUAUGUUCGAUAAUCGAAAGACGAUAAUAUUCUUAUAAGCUCGACAUUAUUUUUUAAUUGAUAAGCUGUGCGCUCUUCAAUGUAGCGAAAAUAAUUUCAAACAAGUCAGUGCGUGAGGAUAUUUUUGUAAAAAUGAGACAUGCAUUCGAACGAAAUGCAAAAAAGUGUAUCAGUGCAAGUAGAUAGUGAUUUUGCUCUUUUUCUGCCCAGCGGUGCAUACGAAAUUAAAAAAAUGGAGCCAAGAUCAAAACUGAGAAAAGUAAUAUUCUUUUGUUUACUACUUUCACUGUUUGGAAUGGUGGCUUUUGGAUAUUUCUGCCCCGAUCAAGUGUGUGCGUUGUCUCCCAGAGAGCGGAUGUCCGAAUCUUAUGCUCUGACGUUCGCGGAGGCUCUCGGACGUCCCCUCCCCGACGUGAUUGCUCAGCCGGGACUCUCCUACGAUGAGGUUCUCCAUGAUGACUUCAGAUUCGAUCUGGACGCUCAUGACGUCAUGGUCUUCCUGCACAUACAGAAGACAGGCGGCACAUCGUUUGGAAAACAUCUAGUUAUGGAUCUGGAUUUGAAGAGACCGUGCAACUGUCAGCGGGCGCGAAAGCGGUGCCAUUGUUUUCGACCGCACAGCAACGAAAUAUGGCUGUUUUCGAGAUACUCAACAGGCUGGAAAUGCGGUCUCCACGCGGACUUCACGGAGCUGACGGCUUGUGUAGGUGGAGAGCUGGACCGACACGAGGGCUCCGCGGUGCAUAGAAGAUACUUCUAUAUUACACUGCUACGGGAACCUGUGGCCAGGUACUUGUCGGAGUAUCGGCACGUGAAGCGCGGCGCCACGUGGAAAGGCUCCCGACACUGGUGUCAAGGUCGGACGGCUACAGCAUCCGAGGUGCCUCCCUGUUACACUGGGGAGUCAUGGCGUGGAGUGACCUUAGAAGAAUUUGCGGCCUGCCCCUGGAACUUGGCCAACAAUCGUCAGACGCGUAUGCUGGCAGACCUCGCGCUGGUGGGCUGCUACAACGGUACACUGCGACAUCGCAGCGCAGAUUCUGACCGAGUGCUACUCGCAUCAGCUAAGAGGAACCUCGCCGCGAUGUCGUACUUCGGUCUCACGGAAUUCCAGAAGAUAUCUCAAUACGUGUUCGAGGAGACGUUCAAUCUGCGUUUCGCGGUGCCAUUCGCGCAGCACAACGCGACCGUGUCAGCGGCCACGCUGGCGGCGCUCUCCCCCGCGCAGGUUGCCCGUGUCCGACGCCUCAACGCACUAGACCUCGAGCUCUACGACUUCGCCAAGAACUUGAUGCUUAAAAGGUUUGAAGCAUUAAAAAAGCGAGAUUCAGAUUUCGACUACCGAUGGAAGCAUCUCGGUGAGGUGUCCCCUCGCAGCGGGGUUACCGAGUUCGAUUGGGACAGUAACCUAGAAGAUGCCACCACGGAGAAGUAUCGAGGCAAGUAACUACACUGCCUCUUAUCCACGUUGGAGAAAAUGUAGAUAUAUGACGUCACUAAAUUGUAAUUACGCAUCUCAGUGAGUGAUGUAGGGAUGAUGUUUCUUUAAAAAUACAUAUUGGCUGCUAGUCACCUAUUACCUAGUGGUAGAGUUUCGCAGCAUACAGUGUGAUUCAAUGUGUUCGAUCCGGAAUUAAUUUGUUCCAGAUUUGCUAAAAAUUAGAUUUGAAUUCCGAUAUUAGUUGUAUUGUAAUAUAGAAUCUUGUAUAUCUGUAAAAUUUGAUAUUCCAUGGCGGCUAGUAUUAAGUUGGUUCUCAUGUAAAUUAGGAGUUAAUUUUAGUAUGAAAAUACCAUUGCAGUUUUAACUAUGUUCCUUACGGCAACUAUUAUUGAUAACUUUUAUUUUAAAAUCAUUCCAUUUUUAAAUCGGGCAUUUAAGUUUAAUAUCAUAGUGAUGGGGAUAAAACGAUAUAUCAUAGUAUCGAUUCUGUAACUUCCACUCGAUAUAAACUGUUAAAUGAUGACAUACGGUUGAAGUACAACCUUUAAUUUCCGAUACGAUUGCAAUCGUGAAAUUUUGUCAACCCUAUUUAAAUUCAAUUUUUAAUAUUAGAUAUUGAACGAAUUUUAUUAAGGGUUUUAUGCUUUUUAAGCUUUAAAUAUUCCCGUGAAUUUUAAAUAUACUUAGAUUUUUUUGUAUUUUUUUUCCUACAAGUUGUGCUAUAAAUCCAUCCCUACUUAUUUUAUUUGUUUUUAGAUAUAAGAUUAGUAUUAAUUUGUUGGUUUAGUUAUGUUUGAUUGUAAACAGGGUAGGUGACGCGUUCUGAAUAAAGCCCAACGAAUUGUUAUUUUUUAAGAAGUAAAGUGAAUUUAACGAGUUCCAAGUAACAAUAAAAAUUAACCGCAAGCGUAAUUUCAAAAAGUUACCUUGUAAUUUUGAAUUAAAAAGAAGACCUAAAACCAAUUAAUACUCACCCGCACUUAAAAAAGCUACGAUUUUUCAGGUUUAUUUUAUUUUUGAAUAGUUCAAUUAUUCACAAAAAAAAACAAUUAAAAAAGUAUCAUCACCAGUGUUGUACAAAUUAAGAACAAUCGAUCUUUAUUUAUUUUUUAUGUAAAUACAUAAGACUCGCUAACUUUACAUAACUUGACAUAUAAAAUACGCAAAUUGUAUGUAAAUAUACCGUCAUAUAUUAGGUUGUUAAGUAAAUAACGAGGCAUAUAAAUGCACGGCUAAAAUGUUAUGUUAUAAAUAUAAAAUUGCUUAUUAAAAUUAUUUAAAACCACUCUCAUUCGAACCAAAGAGCAAAUUGGAUAAUUAAUGAAAUUGGAUAUUCUGAUUAGAACAAAUUAUAUUGUAUGUGUAUAUUUAUUGAAAGAUAGACUUUAAAUCAAUGUAAUAAGAGUGAUUUUUGUUUGAACGAUGCUGUAGUCCUGCUUACCCGCGUUCAUUAAAUGUAAAAAUAAUUGAAACUACAAAAUGCGUGCACAAUUAGUUUUUAAUAAAAGAAUGGAAAGUAGCCCUCUAUCUCUUAAUAUUGCCAGAUUUUAAAUACACUAUAUUGUAACAAUAAUAAAAAGCUGAGUAUUCCAAUGCAUUUAGUUUUUUAUUAUUUUUUUUAUUUACGAUUUGCAUUGGGAAAAACAAAAGCAUUUAAUCAUCGAAAUCGUUAAAGUUCUCGCUUUUUCAAUAUAUUUAUUGAGGUUUGAGUUUAAAUGGAAGAGGUUGUAUGUGUUUUAUUGUUUUUUAUUUUUGUUACAUCGGAGAGUGCGUCUAGUUAGCUCUAGUUAAGUACAAUUUUUCUGAUCUGUUUAUUUUUAUUGGAAAUAGUAUUUUCGUAUUUUGCUAGCGUUUUGCAAUUGUUCGGUACACUUGUUUAAUUACAAUACAUUUUAAUGUGAAGACUUAGUUUUAUUGAUAACAAGAAAUAAGAAUUACAAUGCGGAUAUUAGCAAUUUUCCAAAUUUAUUUUUGUUGUAAACCCGUUUCCAAAUUUAAUCGAUUUAAAUAUCAUCUCGUAGUUUACAUUGAUUAUUAUGUUUCUGAGUAAUGUUUCUACAAAUAAAUGUAAUUUAUUUGAUAAAGAGAAUAUUAAAUAGUAUUUUUUUAAACUUUUAACUAAAGCAAUCAAAAGUCAAAAAUCGAUAAAUGGCGCAAUGUCGCAUAAUUUGUCAACUACCGUACUCAGAUUGGUUAAUUGAGCGCUAAGUAUGUCCCUUAGUGUAGAUUUUUCAUACUAAAUUUACACUAAAGGAUUACUUACAAUUCAAAUGAGGUAGUAAAUACCUUUUAAAUUGGCAUUAAGUUAAUGAAUAAAUCAAUGAAAAGAGUUGAACGAAAUUGUAUAUUUUAAAUAAAUAUAAAUUUAUUUAUAAUUUACAAAUAUUAUAUCUUUGGAAGUUUUAGUAAAUUGUCGGAAGACGUUGCAUACGUCCUGUGAUACAAGAGUAUAGUUAGUUCUACUUAUUUGGUGCGUGAGUUCACACGCCAAGUUGCGCUGAACUAUCUAUAUCUUAAAUUCAGUAAACUACUUAUGAAAUGUUUAUUUUUUAAUCACUAGUUUCAUUGUAAAUAAUGUAUAGACUGUAUAGAUAUAAAUACUUGGACAGCUAUCGCAUGAGCCAUAUUAAGUUAGCUAUUAAGGUGCAAGUUUUGUUGUGAAGAUGUUACAUAAGUUGACAUUAUGUUGUAUGGCAGCGUUGUCUAGUACCAAAACAUAGAUAAUAGUUUGUUUUUUCUAAGUUUCCGACUGAACCAAAUCAUAGUAGAUAUUGUGUUAACUGACGAAUAAGUAAAAUAAAUUGAAUAAUAAUGUU